CCGCACUAAAACUUUCUACGAGAAAAUUUUUGUAUACUAAUCUUUCAACCUUUUGUCAAAUUUGCCGCAGCAAAAAAAAAGGAAGAAAAUUUUUCAAAUUUGCCUGGAAAAAGGGUGAAAGCUCCAGUUUUUCCACAAAAUAAGAGAGAGAGAGAGCCUGCCCAUUGCCCACUUCCCAGAAUGAGCACUGUUUACUGUGGUGGGUGAAUUAGGGUUCAUUCUGUUGGGAAUUCAAGCUUCCGAUUUUAUUCGAGGAAGAUUACGGGUCGGAAUAUCUUCACUCGUUAACGAUGGAUUGGGCGUUUGUGCACAGAUCUUGGGAGAAAUGGGUUUCGGGAAAUGUCGGCUCUUCCGGCGAUCCUUUGAAGGCUGCUGUUUUAAUCAACUACGACCCUACAGGACCUUCUCGUCUUCUAUCUACGAUUGCUGAGCAAGAGGGGAUAAAACUGUAUCCUGUUGACUUGAGGCAAUUCAUCGAUUUCAUAAGACGCGGCAAUCUUCCAACCGAGACUUUUGUUCUCGGGUCUAACCAAUAUUUGGUGACCUCUGUUCACGAGAACUGGUUUGCUGCACGGUGCUUAAACACGACCCAGCCUGCUGGGGAAGGUGCCAUCGUCUUGCAAACAUCAGCUCAUGUCUUGGUCGCUCUGUAUGACGGCUCGAUUGGUUCAGCCUCUCGUGCUAUGGCUGCAGUCGAUCAAUUUGCCUGGCAGCUUAGUCGGAAAAGCCUCUAACUUUCAACACCCACGACGGCCAGUAAGAGGAAUCAAUCAUAUGCAAACUUAGCAGGCUUUAUUACCGGAGUAACUGGUAUGCUGUUGUAUGAUAUCUGUUGUUCAAUCACACGAUCUUUGGCUCCAAUUCAUCUUACCGAGUAUCUCCAUGAAACUGAAAACCAAUCAAAUACAAAUCUUCUUCGCUGUUCUAUUUCUCUUCGUACUGGUUACUGGCCUGAGUUGAUCAACGAAGACCAGAGGGGAUAUUAUCAAUGGAGAUACUAAAGGAGGAUUGAGUUUCAAAAGGGUCACUGCAAAAACACAGUUUGGUGUAUAUUUCUGCAUCAAUAUGUAGCUUUUGGAAGACAUUACCAUUUAUUUUUAUAAAAAAAAAUAUUUCCGUUUGAAUUGUUUCAGCUA
Messenger RNA from Tarenaya hassleriana, 1136 nucleotides. RefSeq lists its product as uncharacterized. The record is from RefSeq and is a predicted model, not a curated record. The coding region runs from base 291 to 734 and encodes 147 amino acids. Lineage: Eukaryota; Viridiplantae; Streptophyta; Magnoliopsida; Brassicales; Cleomaceae. The transcript is spliced from 5 exons. Gene Ontology annotation, molecular function: actin binding.